AUGAGUAAUUCCUUGAUGGCUUCAACUUCAUCAACAACUACGAAUAAAAGCUCUAGUUCAAACAAAGAAAGCUCCUCUCUGAACAUAAUGUCCAAUGAGUCCCUUAUCUUGAAUGCAGUGCUGUUCACUUUUAUAGUAUUGCUGUCUUUGACUGUGAUAAUUGGUAUUGUGUGCUUGUACCAAAGGAAUCUAAAGUUCAGAGUCAUUUAAGAUUCUGGCCCCACCAAGUAGAGCAGCUUUAAAAGAUUUAAAAGAGAAAAUUAAGAUGACAUGAAUCAUGAUAAAUACUAUGGGCCUGAUAGCGAGCCAUUCGAACUCAAAAUGGAUCACAUUUAUGAAACCAAAGGUAGCACCCAAAGACUUUAGAAUUACAACAACCUCAAUAGCAGAAACAGCAAUAUUUUACAGAGUGCAAACCAACAUUAAAUGAUUAACUCCCUCAAGACUUCAAGUAAAUUUGACCUGGAAUACUCAAAUGACUCUGAUUAAGAGUCAAGUAGCAGCAAGAUUGAACACUAAGAUCUUAACAUGCUUCAAAAUUUGACUUAAAAUUCUCAGCCUUAAAAACCUCCUAAACCUAAACUCACCAAAGAUGAAUUUAAAAUGCGCAUUAAAUCUGCUAAACUGCACUCAAAAUCUCACUCAUUUGUUUAGCCAUCUGCUCAAACUUAUUUGUCAGCCUCACCAGCUUCUUAUAAAAACUUUUUACCCAAAGAGGUAAUUUUAACUCAGGAACAAAAGUAAUUUUCAAGAUAAUAUAAAACCUACGCGAAUUUAAUUGAUGUUGUAAUGACUCCCAGACCAACUCAUGGCUAUAAUGACUAUGAUCUUGAAUCACAAGAGACUUAUGAAAAUUCAAGAAGAGGUGCCCCUUCAGAUGAUAAUUAGGUAUUAAACGAAGAUGAUGAUGCCAAGUUGAAUAUUAUAAAUCGAAAUUUUGGCACGGAAGAAAUGGAAUAUAGAGAACCAGAUUUUGAUUCAAAUAGACAAUUAAAAGAAGAAGGGAAUAUAUAGUAACCUUAAAUUGAAAGAAUAAAAACUUAAAAUAAAGUUAAAAUAGACCCUAUGUCCAGAAAUAUAAGCAAAAAGAUUAGACCAAAUUAUGCUUAGGCUAGCAAAUCUAAAGCCAAAUAACAAUAAAACACCAAACCAUCUGAUCUACAAGAUAUAUUUGGAAAUGGAACCGAAUAAAAUGAAAAGCAUAAUGAAAACAAUGGAACUUAGGGGAAUCUGAUAGGAAAUAUAUUUUAUACUAAUUAACUCACUGGUAGUUCACUUGAAGAUGAAAAUGUUAACUUAUAGGAAAUUAUUACUUCUAAUAAGAAAGCCUAGUCUAAGUUUGGAAUUAAUUUGAAAGGAGCUAAAACAAAAAAGAAAAAAAAGAAGAAGUUAGGUGUAUAUCAACAUAACUUCCUAUGA
Stylonychia lemnae is the source of this 1419-nucleotide messenger RNA. The record is from the annotation of a GenBank genome assembly. Lineage: Eukaryota; Ciliophora; Spirotrichea; Sporadotrichida; Oxytrichidae.